This is a messenger RNA of Lacerta agilis (Sand lizard), 1705 nucleotides long. RefSeq names its product mevalonate kinase (gene MVK). Gene Ontology annotation, molecular function: ATP binding; mevalonate kinase activity. The transcript has 10 exons. Lineage: Eukaryota; Metazoa; Chordata; Lepidosauria; Squamata; Lacertidae. The record is from RefSeq and is a predicted model, not a curated record. The coding region runs from base 29 to 1267 and encodes 412 amino acids. Gene Ontology annotation, biological process: cholesterol biosynthetic process; isoprenoid biosynthetic process. Gene Ontology annotation, cellular component: cytoplasm.
CCAGAGGAACCUUCCUUCCUGGGAGGAAAUGCGGGAGCGGAGCUUCGUCGUCUCUGCUCCGGGGAAAGUGAUCCUCCACGGGGAGCACGCCGUCGUGCAUGGCAAGGUUGCCUUGGCUGUGGCUUUGAACCUGAGGACGUUCCUUCAGAUGACCCUUCGGAAUGAUGGGAAGGUCUUGAUACAUCUGCCAAAUAUUGGGACCAGGUUACACUGGGAAACAUCUGAGCUGGAGCCCUUGCUGGCAGCGUUUCCUGCUGGCCUGAUUGACUCUCAGCCCCCCAGCCCAGAACAAGUGGAGAAGCUGAAGGAGUUUGUGGGGGCUGCAGAAGGAGCGGCUGCCGCCACGCACAGCCUGGCCGUCGUGGCCUUCCUCUACUUGUACUUGUCUGUUGCGUCCAAAUGCGGGGUCCUUCCAAGCAUGGACAUCCUGCUGUGGUCUGAGCUGCCCACAGGUGCUGGGUUAGGUUCCAGUGCUGCUUAUUCUGUCUGCCUCGCAGGGGCGUUGCUUUCUGGGUGUGGGAUCAUCAGCUACCCUCUGGGCGAGGGCCAGUCUGUAGCCAGGUGGGCUGAGGAUGAGCUGGACCUAAUCAACAGGUGGGCCUUCCGAGGAGAGCAGGUGAUCCAUGGCAACCCCUCUGGAGUGGAUAACGCUGUGGGGACCUGGGGUGGAGCUUUGAGAUACCAGUCAGGAAAAAUAUUGCCGUUAAAAAGAAUCCCCACUCUACGGAUUUUAUUGACCAACACCAAGGUUCCUCGGAGCACCAAGGUCCUGGUUGCAGGGGUUAAAGACAAGGUGCUGAAGUUUCCUGCCAUAAUGGAGCCGGUGCUGGCCUCGAUUGACGCCAUUUCCCAGGAGUGCGAAGAUGUCCUCAAAGCAAUGGCCGAUCGUCCAUCUCAGGAGCACUACCUUGUGCUGGAGGAACUCAUUGACAUUAACCAGCACCACCUGGAUGUGAUUGGAGUUAGCCAUUCCUCCCUGGACAGAGUCUGCCAGGUCACCGCCUCUCACGGGCUGCACAGCAAGCUGACGGGCGCAGGGGGAGGCGGCUGCGCCAUCACUUUGCUACGGCCAGACACUCCUCCUGCAGUAGUUGCAGCCGCCACCCAAGACCUGGACGCCUGUGGGUUCGAGUGCUGGGAGACGGACAUUGGGGCCCCGGGUGUGUGUGUGCACUCGCCCCCCUCCCUGAAAGCAGAAGUGCAAGCGGUUCUUAGUGGGGUUCCUGGUCCUGCGAGUUCAUCACACUCGGACGUUGCUCAGAUUUGACUGCAGAGGCCUCGCUCAAAGUUGUGGGACCCCUGGAGAUUUUGGGUGGGUUUACUUGGCCUGCUGGACCCUGGAGAAUGCAGUGCAAGGAUGCUGACAGGGCCCGUUUGCUGGAAGGGGUGGUGUCCCCACAAGGUGCUUUGCUGGGCCUGGUUACGCAGCUUGGAAGGGCUGUCACUGGGUGCUGAGGGUGCUGGGUGCUGGCUGUCUUCUGCUUGACUCUCUUCUGUCCUCCUAACUUCAGCCGGGAAGUCCUUUCCCACCCUGUUGAUACCUUGCCAGGGCACGGCUGCUUUGCACCCCUGUGUGGAUAAGGUAGAGCUUCUCUCAUAUUCCCUUGCAGGGUGGCUGGAACUACAUGCUCACAGGCAUAUGUGGAGUUGGGGAAGCACUUGUUUGUAAAGCAGGUGGGGGGGUUGUUUUGACUUUUUGCAAGGG